Molecule: messenger RNA, 1070 nt
Organism: Vespa mandarinia (Asian giant hornet)
Lineage: Eukaryota; Metazoa; Arthropoda; Insecta; Hymenoptera; Vespidae
Gene: Rpb7
Product: DNA-directed RNA polymerase II subunit RPB7
Biological process (GO): positive regulation of translational initiation; DNA-templated transcription; transcription initiation at RNA polymerase II promoter
Cellular component (GO): P-body; RNA polymerase II, core complex
Molecular function (GO): translation initiation factor binding; single-stranded DNA binding; single-stranded RNA binding
Source: RefSeq, a predicted model, not a curated record
GCUGCGAAAAUAUUUCAAUAUUUACAUAGUAUAUAAUAUUUUUAUUUAAAAAGUGUUAAAUGAUAUUUUGUAAAGGGCAAUUUUUUGUAGCUUAAUUAUGAUAGAGACAAUAAACUGAAAACAUCCAAAAAUGUUAAUAGGUUUGGUCUACAGUUAAUUAUUUCAUGAUGUAUAAUAGAAGCAUCCAGUGUUGCCAAAUAUUCAGUUAAUAAUAUAUUUAAAGAGCGCGUAUAGACGUUCGUAGAAAUAAAAUGGGUAAUAGUAUUUUAUUCCCUCUUUUAUUUCACAUUGUAUUUCAAAUAAAUGUUUGAAUGCAUAUACAUGAAUUUUGCAAAAAUAUAUAGUACAGUUUACUUCAAAUAUAAAGAAAAUGUUCUAUCACAUAUCGUUGGAGCAUGAAAUCUUAUUACAUCCGAGAUAUUUUGGACCCCAACUUCUUGAUACAGUAAAACAGAAGCUUUACACAGAAGUAGAAGGAACCUGCACUGGAAAGUAUGGCUUUGUUAUAGCAGUAACAACAAUAGAUAAUAUCGGUGCUGGUAUAAUUCAACCAGGGCAAGGUUUUGUUGUUUAUCCUGUUAAAUAUAAAGCGAUUGUCUUUAGACCAUUUAAAGGUGAAGUUUUGGAUGCGAUUGUAACACAAGUAAACAAGGUUGGGAUGUUCGCAGAAAUAGGACCAUUAUCUUGUUUCAUAUCUCAUCACUCUAUUCCAGAAGAAAUGCAAUUUUGUCCCAAUGUUAAUCCACCUUGUUAUAAAUCAAAAGAAGAGGAUGUGAUAAUUCAAGCCGAUGAUGAAAUAAGGUUAAAAAUAGUUGGAACAAGAGUAGACGCUACUGGUAUUUUUGCUAUUGGAACAUUAAUGGAUGAUUAUUUAGGUCUUGUAUGUAACUGAAAAGUUCAUACACUAUAUUAUAGAUUACACUCAUAACCUUGUAAAUAUAAAAAGGAAUAUGUUAUAUCAUAUUAUAUACUGCUAUUAAAUGACAAACUGUGAGGAAAUGUAUUUAUAUCACUACAUAUUUGGAAUUUUAAUAAUAAAACUCAGAUUUAAUUAUUACAAUUAAUAAAUA